Messenger RNA from Pieris macdunnoughi, 2514 nucleotides. The record is from the annotation of a GenBank genome assembly. NCBI's taxonomy places the organism in Eukaryota, Metazoa, Arthropoda, Insecta, Lepidoptera, Pieridae.
AUGUUAUAUAAUAUAAAGCCAGCGGUGGGUCCCUCAGGGGCUAUCGGCAAAGUGCACAAAUCGGACCGAAAGAUUGGGCAUCGCCGUGUGGGUGAAGGAGGCGAGAUUACCUAUAAGAAGAUUCAGUCUUCGCAGAUCAUGGGUUCCAUACAAUUGGGAAUCCAACACGCGAUCGGGGGUUUAGCAUCGAAGCCGGAACGUGAUCUCCUCAUGCAAGACUUCAUGACGGUGGAGACAACAAACUUUCCAAGCGAAGGGUCUAACCACACGCCGGCUCAUCAUUACUCGGAGUUUAAGUUUAAGACAUACGCCCCUAUCGCGUUUAGGUACUUUCGUGAUCUCUUCGGGAUCCAGCCGGAUGAUUUUUUGAUGUCCAUGUGCAGUGCACCUCUCCGUGAACUAAGCAAUCCAGGUGCUUCUGGAAGCAUCUUCUACCUCACCAACGACGAUGAGUUCAUUAUCAAGACUGUGCAGCAUAAGGAGGGAGAGUUCUUGCAGAAGCUACUUCCGGGUUACUAUUUGAAUUUGGAUCAGAAUCCGCGUACUCUCCUGCCGAAGUUCUUCGGUCUCUACUGUUACCAAUGCAACAGUAAGAAUGUCAGAUUGGUGGCGAUGAAUAACAUUCUGCCUUCAUCUGUUAAAUUGCAUCAGAAGUAUGACUUGAAGGGAUCAACUUAUAAGAGGAAGGCGAGCAAAUCCGAGCGCGUGAAGAACUCACCGACGUACAAAGACCUGGAUUUCAUGGAGCAUCAUACGGAGGGCAUCUUCCUCGAGGCGGACACGUACACGGCACUUAUUAAGACCAUGCAACGGGAUUGUCGGGUGUUGGAGAGUUUUAAGAUCAUGGAUUACUCUCUUCUGGUGGGAAUACACAACUUGGACGAGGCCCAACGGGAGAAGACCGAAGCGAGAAAGAGGAAUGACUCGCACAGCGAUGACGAGGACGGGGACAAGAAGGGGCUCAAUAGGACCCGAUCUGAGCAAAGUCAGGACGAGUUCAAGGCGCAAGUGAAAAGGACACAGUCUAUAAAUCGUCAAAGACUCGUCGCACACUCCACGGCCAUGGAGAGCAUCCAGGCGGAGAGCGAACCCAUUGAUGAAGAAGAGGAUGUGCCACCUGGUGGUAUUCCGGCAAGAAACGCGCGUGGAGAGCGUCUCCUACUGUUUAUUGGUAUCAUUGACAUCCUCCAGUCUUACAGACUCAGGAAGAAACUAGAGCACACGUGGAAGAGCAUGAUACAUGAUGGGGAUACAGUCUCAGUGCACAGACCAAGCUUCUACGCUCAGCGGUUUCUAGAUUUCAUGGCAAAGACGGUUUUCAAGAAGAUACCUUCGUUGGACCUUCCGGAAAUCAAGGGAAAUCAUCGCAAGUUCAGAACGCUGGUCACCAGUUAUAUAGCACUGAAACACUCGCCGUCGAAGAGGAAAAGCAUCGCGAGGCCAGCCAGAGCCAUCGAGGAAGUCGACACGCCAGGACGACUGUACGUACGACCGAUCAAGGAUUAUAAUCCGGACUUUAUGAGAAUCAGAUCGCCUAGGUCUUCCGUGAGAUCUAGUUUGAGCGAUUUUACAGAUACGACGAUAUCGACGUACCAAAGACAACAAAUCACAACCGAAUAUCCAUCAGUUUUAUCCGAUAGAUUAAAAAUUGAUAGACCGUUCAGACGAAUUGAUUUUGACCCGAACUUACAAAUUCGUGAACCUGGGACUUCUUAUGAUGAAAAUAUGUAUAGAAUUAGAGAAAUGGACACGUUGUCUGACCAGCUGACUAAAGUCUUAAGUACCGGAGCGGGUAGUUCCCAUAUAAACGGUAGUUUGGCUGAUAGUGGUAUACAAACAGACAAUACUAGUACAAGCGUACCACAGAUAUAUAUUGAAUCACACUCGGUGAAAACAGUUAAAGAUGCAGCGGUGGAUACGAGAAAUGAUAAUAAUCUCCAAGAUAUACCAUUUAUAGAUGAAGAAGAAUUUGAUAAGAAACGUUUUGUUUUAGAGAAACAUAAAAGUACUUCGAAUAUUCCAGAGAUAAUAGAAACCGAGAAUGAGAGGCUGUCUAUGAGUCUCAAUAGGGCGAAAUCCCCGACGUUUGUGGAGAAAUUUAAAAAGUUUUUUAUGGAUAUAGGACUGGUGAAGUCCGAAAGUACGCCAAAUACAGAUGUUCAGGCAAAUACAUUGCCCAAGUCAAGUGAACAUACAAGAAGUGUUUCGCCAAAUACUUUUGAACCAAGAGAGUCUUCGACUUUACCGAAAGAUAUGAGGUUUCGUAAAGUAAGAUCAACACAAACAGUCUAUAUUAAACCAGAAUCUCCAUUACCGGAAAUACCUAAGGAAACAGAAGUAACUAGACCAGAACACGUGUCUGUGGUUAAGUUAAAUGGCGAUGAAUAUAUAAAAGAUUCUGAAUCUGAGAGAGUUAUUAAGGAAGUAAUCUAUGUAAAAAGUUUGGAUAAAUCCGCAAUUUAUUCCGGCAAAGAUAGUGGGAGUACUAUCAUCUUUGUUCCGCCGGCGGACUGA